Molecule: messenger RNA, 3051 nt
Organism: Fusarium vanettenii 77-13-4
Lineage: Eukaryota; Fungi; Ascomycota; Sordariomycetes; Hypocreales; Nectriaceae
Exons: 7
Coding region: 1-3051 (1016 amino acids)
Molecular function (GO): RNA binding; protein binding
Source: RefSeq, a predicted model, not a curated record
AUGGCAGACAGAGGUGAUAGAGGCGGCCGUGGGGGCCGAGGACGUGGUGGUCGCGGCCGAGGUGACGGCGGUGGUCGAGGUGACGGCAGCUUUCGAGGCGGCCGAGGCCGUGGAGACGGAGGACGCGGUGGUGGAGACUCCGGUGGCUUCCGAGGUGGACGAGGAGAUUUCAGAGGGCGCGGCGACUUUAGAGGACGACGAGGCGGUCGUGGUGGCGGUCGAGGAGGGGGAGGUUUCGGCAAUCAACCGCUCAUCUUCACCAUGGGUGGAGCUAUUCCACAGCCCGAUGCCAACACAACGAAGCUUGAGAAUGAGACACUCGGAGCCAAGAAAUCUCAGGAGGAGGACAAGUUCCCUGCUCGGCCUGGCUUUGGUACCAGAGGCAACCCAGUCACCCUCUGGGCCAAUUACUAUGGCAUCAAGACAAAGUUCCCCGUCCUUUACAAGUACACUAUUACGGUCAAGGAGAUUAUCGCCGAGGAGGAGGGCCGGAAACUACACUUGGUCAUUUGCGAAGUUCUGAAGGAACUCACAAAGAGGGACAAGUCCCUAGUCCUUGCAACAGAGUUCAAGUCGCAACUGGUUUCCCUGCAGAAGCUUGACCUGGAGAACGACAACACUCUGCGUGUCAGCGUGGCUACAGCAGAAGGCGCUGACAACAUGGACGUCUUUGAAGUUGAGAUCCAUGGACCCAACGAAAUACGCAUGAACGACCUUUUUGAGUACCUCAAUUCGACUACUGGCGGCACCUCUGCCAAGACGCUUGGUGCUCCCGGUGACGAUCAAGACCCUGCCAUCGCCCUCGACUUCCCCAAGUUUCCUGAUCUUGUCGAUUGCCUCAACGUCAUCUUUGGGUACGGUCCCCGGUCCAAUAUCAAUGACAUCAGCGCGAUCGGUAGAUCGCGUUUCUUCUCCUUUAAGAACGGUGGCAUCACGACUGACCUCGGUCGGUCUUUGAUUGCUGCCCGUGGAUUCUUCCAGUCUGUACGUCUUGGAACAGGCCGUCUUCUCCUCAAUGCCAACGUCACACACGGAAUCUUCAAGGUGGCUGGCAAAUGCGACCAGAUCUUUCGCAAUCUCAAUGUGUAUGCGGCGGCUAGAUCCGAUGGGAGGGCCAAGAGGAACGUCAACCUGAUUGGCAAGUUCCUCCCCAAGACACGUGUCUGGGUCACUAUGAAAUUCGCGGACGGGAAGACGGUCAGGAGAUCCAAGGCCAUAUUUGGGAUCGUCAAGGCCUCCCAUGCGAGAGCCUUCUCAGGCCCCAACGCUCCUCGCAUUGACGGUGACUGGGAGUAUCCUGGACCCAAGAACGUGAGCUUUUACAUGGACAAUCGCUACGUCACGGUUUUCGACUACUACCGUUCAAAGUACAACUUCCAGCCUCAGGAUUACCCCCUCCUCAACCUUGGAACUGCGUCCAAGCCGACUUUCGUCCCUGCCGAGUUUGUCGAGAUUCAGCCUGGGCAAGCAGUCAAGGCUAGGCUGACUAGCGGAGAGUCGACCGAGAUGGUCAACUUUGCCUGCCGAAGCCCGUAUGCCAACGCCUUGUCUAUCACCCAGGAAGGACGCGAGACUCUAGGUCUCGAUGGUGAAGUGCUGGUAGGUUUUCCCGAAAAAUUCGGCAUCGCCGUCGACAAGACUCUACUCACAGUUCAAGGACGUGUGCUCCCUGCACCUGCGGUUGCCUACCUCGACGCGAAGAGAAAGGAGACUGAGGUCCGACCUUUUGGAGCUUCUUGGAACAUGAAGAACAUCAAGGUCUACAGGUCCGGCAAGCCAAUCCAACGAUGGGCUUUUGUCAACCUUGCACCUCCAACAGAACACAGCGUCGUUCCUAUUAGCAAGGCAGAGGAGUUUGCAGCGUUCAUGAAUACCAUGGAUAUCAAGAUUGCCAACAAACCGAUACCAGGUCCCACUCUGGUCAUGACCGCCGCAGGCUUUGAGAGAGGCAGUGGCAAUGAGUACUUCAAGUGGGCAAAGGGUCAGAACAUUGAGUUUAUCCUUAUUGCUCUCGGUUCUACAGACACUGCCAUGUACUCAGCCGUCAAGUUGCUGGGUGAUGUUACCUGGGGAAUCCACACCAGUUGCGUCCAGGGCAAGAAGCUUGCAAACGCUAAUCCCGGUUACUAUGCUAACGUUGCCCUGAAAUGGAACCUCAAGGCUGGUGGUGUCAACCACAAGCUGCGCAACGAGUUUGGCAUCAUCAAGGAGGGCAAGACCAUGGUGGUUGGUUACGACGUCACGCAUCCGACAAACAUGCCUACUGGUGCCAGCGACGACCUACCCAGUCUGGUGGGCUUGGUGGCCACCAUUGACAGAAACAUGGGGCAGUGGCCAGCCGUCUCUUGGGAGCAAAGUUCCAAGCAGGAGAUGCUGGACGAGGUUUUGACCGAGGCCUUCAAGUCACGACUUGAGCUCUGGAAGAAGCACAACCAGAAUAAACUGCCAGAGAACAUUGUCAUAUUCCGUGACGGUGUCUCGGAGGGUCAAUUCGCCCAGGUCCUCGAAAAGGAGCUGCCACGGAUGCGCAUUGCGUGCAACUCUAUGUACCCCAAGAAUCAACAACCCAAGCUCACUAUUGUCGUUUCUGUCAAGCGCCAUCAGACGCGAUUUUAUCCCACGACCGAAGACAACCUGCCAAAGGACCGCAACAUCCAAAACGGUACCGUUGUCGACCGCGGUGUCACGCAGGCUCGGUAUUGGGACUUCUUCCUGACGGCGCACACCAGCCUCAAGGGCACGGCUCGGCCGGCUCACUACACGGUGCUGCUGGAUGAGAUCUUCCGUGCCAAGCACAAGAGCGAGGCCGCCAAUGAGCUUGAGAAGUUCACCCACGAGCUCUGCUACCUCUACGGCAGAGCUACCAAGGCGGUCAGCAUUUGCCCUCCGGCCUACUACGCAGACAUUGUCUGCACCCGGGCCAGAGCCUACCGACCUGAGCUGUUGGAUGUUAGCGAUACCGACAGCGUCGUUACUGGAGGCGCUGGGUCGAGCGUUGGCGCUAGCAAGCAGGUUCACGAAGCCUUGAAGGAUUCCAUGUACUACAUCUAA